Messenger RNA from Drosophila serrata, 1726 nucleotides. Its product is annotated as glutamate receptor 2-like. Lineage: Eukaryota; Metazoa; Arthropoda; Insecta; Diptera; Drosophilidae. Gene Ontology annotation, cellular component: membrane. The record is from RefSeq and is a predicted model, not a curated record. Gene Ontology annotation, molecular function: ligand-gated monoatomic ion channel activity.
GACAAUAAACAAUUAUUUUUUUUACUCCAGCUUUCAAUUUUUGCACAAAUACCUCUGAUUGGCGAUAUAUAUGUAUGUAUAUAUAGAAAUAUAUUCCAGCUGCCACUUUCCUGUACUUGUUGAUCCCUCGUUGAUGGCAGUAGUUGGCGCAGCAGAGUAUUUUCGCGACCGACACGAUCAAGCAAACCUUCUUUUUGUUGUACGAGACUAUGCAACCGGCAAUAUUUUCGACAUGAAGACCAACAAAUAUGUGGGGCCUAGAGCAGAAAACCCAGCCCAGCUUAGACUUCUUGAUAGGUACCAUGUCUCCGAAAAACGAUUUCAGGAGGGCAAAUCUCUUUUCCCGGACAAACUUAGAGAUUUGAAGGGUCGCGAAGUCACUAUAGCUGGGUUCAACUACCCUCCAUACACUGUUAUUAAACAAGGUACUAAAGCCAAUGCUCUGGACAUAAGUGUACCAGAGGAUUCCGACCUCAGAAAUGUUUAUAUCGAUGGCACUGAAACUCGCAUUGUCUUAACUUUCUGUGAACGAUACAACUGCAGAGUCCAAAUCGACACAUCUGACGCCAACGAUUGGGGUACCAUUUACGCAAAUAUAUCUGGAGAUGGUGCACUAGGUAUGGUUAUUAAUAAUAAAGCGGAUAUCUGCAUUGGAGCCAUGUACUCGUGGUUCGAGGACUACAAAUUUCUAGACCUCUCUAUGUACCUUGUACGAUCUGGCAUAACAUGCCUAGUUCCGAUGCCGUUGCGGGUAGCCGGAUGGUAUAUUCCACUUGAACCUUUUCAAGCAACUCUUUGGUCUGCGGUAUUUGUGUGCUUAUGUAUAGAAACCAUGGGAUUGAUUAUAGCAUAUUGGAGCGAGCAGAAAUUAUUUUUGACACCCAGCGAACGGGUUGGAUGGUGGAGUUGUGCAAAAUACGGACUGUCCACGACUUUUAAACUUUUAAUAUCACAAUCAGGAAAUAGCAAAGCACAUUCAAUUACAGUUCGUGUGCUCCUGUUUGCCUGUUUCCUUAACGACCUAAUUAUUACCAGUAUAUAUGGGGGCGGCCUUGCCAGUAUAUUAACAAUACCCAGCUUGGACGAAGCAGCUGACAAUGUGCAACGUUUACGCUCUCACCAAUUACAAUGGGCCGCCAAUUCUGAGGCAUGGGUGUCAGCCAUACGUGGUUCUGAUGACCCCCUAGUUCAGGAUCUGUUAAAUAAAUUUCGGAUCUAUGGCGAUGAAAAACUUCUUCGGCUUGCAGAGGAUCCGCGAGUAAACAUUGGUUUUGCUGUUGAACGUUUGCCCUUUGGUCACUUUGCCAUCGGGGACUAUUUGGUGCCACAAGCAAUUGACCAGCUAAUUAUAAUGCGGGAUGAUCUCUAUUAUCAAUACACAGUAGCUUUUGUGCCGAGACUUUGGCCACUCCUAAAACAGUUCAAUUCCCUAAUAUACAAUUGGCACUCUUCCGGGUUCGAUAAAUAUUGGGAGUAUCGUGUGGUAGCCGAUAACUUAAACCUAAAAAUACAACAACAAGUCGAGAGCACUAUGUCUGGUAGUCAAGAAGACGUUGGUCCAGUCACCUUAGGAAUGUCGAACUUUGCUGGAAUCAUUCUUGUUUGGCUAUUGGGCUCUAUUUUAGGCACGUUUACUUUCCUUGUCGAGUUGAUUUUAACAAAUGUUCCUCAACUUAAUUUAAACACUUCGUUGUUGGAUAGAUUUAGUUAUAUCUGAUAUUUUUCU